UCAAAGAGCUAGUCUCCUCUCUCUCUUCCCAUAAAUCCUUUUUUUUUUUUUUUUUGUCUGGCCUGUAUACGUUUUUGUUAUACUUGGGAUUUAUCAACCAUGACCAACGUGCCAAGCUCUCUGAGAUGCUCUCUCCUAUCCUUCUUCAACCACUCUGACCCUUGGCCGCUCUCCCUUCCUUUCUUGUAAAAUUUUCUCGGGAAAAAAGAAGAAGAAACUACUAUAGUCUUGUUGGUCUCUCUUUGUCUUCCUCCUACGUUUUCGCUUUUGCAGAUAUGGGCAGUGGCGAGAAAAGUGUGCGCAACUUUCACCUACACCUACCCCAUCUUCACCAUCAUCAUCAUCAGCAUCAGCACGGGAAGAAGCAAGAGGUGAGAGACGUGCCAAAAGGGUGCUUGGCAAUCAAGGUAGGGCAGGGUGAGGAGCAGCAGAGAUUUGUGGUGCCUGUGAUUUACUUCAAUCACCCGCUGUUCAUGCAGCUCCUCAAGGAGGCUGAGGAGGAGUACGGGUUUGAUCAGAAGGGGACUAUCACCAUCCCUUGCCACGUGGAGGAGUUUAGGAACGUCCAGGGCAUGAUUGACAGGGAAAAGUCCCUCCAUCACCAUCAUCAUCAUGCUGUAAUCGGGUGUUUUAGGGUUUGAUCAAACUUGUGUGAAUUAGCUUCCCUUUAUGGUGAUGAUAGAUAACGUGAGAUGAAUCCAAUGGUGGUGGUGAUGAUCAUGACGACGACAAAGUGUUGCUUGCAAUUGUAUCAUGACUUUGUUAUUUUGUUAUCAUUAGGAAGCGUAAUGGAAAAGAUAACUGGAUCCUUUUUCUUUUCUUUUUCUUUCUUGAAGAUGAAUUUUGAUGGUACCGGUUAGAAUAUUUGGAGUCUUGUAUUUGCCUUUUUAUUGGAAGUUGCGUAGUGAGUAGUGAUGAUAAAGAUAUAUAUAUAUGAUGAUGAGGACAAAGAUGCUGCUGGCAAUUGUAAAUGACUUUGUUCUUUUGUUAGGA
This is a messenger RNA of Corylus avellana, 993 nucleotides long. RefSeq names its product auxin-responsive protein SAUR32. Lineage: Eukaryota; Viridiplantae; Streptophyta; Magnoliopsida; Fagales; Betulaceae. Gene Ontology annotation, biological process: response to auxin. The record is from RefSeq and is a predicted model, not a curated record.